AUGCAGCUGGACGCCUACCUUUCCGAGCACCAGCUCCCGCCGGUCCAUGUUGCUGAGGCCCAAGCCCUCGCCGGCGGCUCCGAGAAAAGUCGCCUCGGGGAGCUGAGUGGACAGGCGGCCUCGAUGCUGAGGAUCAUCUUCGACGAAGGCUCCGCGUCUUUGGUCACGCCUCAAGCUCCGGCUCCAGCGAAGGCGCCUUCAGGUUACCAAGCGGCCACAGACGAGGGGACAGAAGCGGCGAAAGAUGCGGACGCCGGCAAGAAGCGGCGCUGGGCACGGAACAAGGCAGCAUAG
Messenger RNA from Effrenium voratum, 294 nucleotides. The record is from the annotation of a GenBank genome assembly. NCBI's taxonomy places the organism in Eukaryota, Dinophyceae, Suessiales, Symbiodiniaceae.